Messenger RNA from Hyaloperonospora brassicae, 372 nucleotides. The record is from the annotation of a GenBank genome assembly. NCBI's taxonomy places the organism in Eukaryota, Oomycota, Peronosporomycetes, Peronosporales, Peronosporaceae.
AUGUACGUCCAGGGCCGACGAGCGAACGCGCGUCUUCCUCCUGAAGUAAACCGCGUUCUAUACGUACGCAACCUGCCGUUCAAGAUCUCGUCUGAAGAGCUCUACGACAUCUUUGGCAAGUACGGGGCCAUCCGCCAGGUCCGUCUGGGCGUGAACAACGACACGCGGGGGACGGCGUUUGUGGUCUACGAAGACAUUUACGACGCCAAGAACGCCGUGGACCACUUGUCCGGCUUCAACGUGUGCGGCCGCUACCUCAUUGUGCUCUACUACCAGGCGAACAAGAUGCAGCAGCGCAAGGGCGCGGCCGUCGACUUCGACAAGCAGAAGCAGGAGCUGCAAGACCUCAAGCAGAAAUACGGCGUGGAGUGA